AUGAAGACAAGAAAUCACAGUAGUGUUUCUGAGUUUCUCCUUCUGGGCCUCUCUGAACAUCAGGAGCAGCAACCUCUUCUCUUUGGCAUCUUCUUGGUCAUAUACCUGGUCACCGCGGCAGGGAAUAUGCUCAUCAUCCUGGCAAUUGGCUCUGACCCACACCUCCACAGUCCCAUGUACUUCUUCCUGGCCAACCUGUCCCUCACUGACCUAUGUUUAUCAUCUACCACCGUCCCCAGGAUGCUCGUGAACAUCCAAGCUCACAGGCACACCAUCCCCUAUGCUGGUUGCCUGUCUCAGAUCUAUUUCUUCCUGUGGUUCAUCGGACAAGAUGUUUUCCUCCUGGCAGUGAUGGCUUACGACAGGCUUGUGGCCAUAUGCUAUCCCCUUCGCUACACCUUGGUCAUCAGUCCCAGAUGCUGCAUCCUGCUGGUGGCCAUAUCCCUAUUCCUUGCCCAUUCAUACGCUCUAACCCAUGCCAUUCUCCUGGCUCGGUUAUCCUUCUGCAUUGACAACGUCAUUCCCCAUUUCUUUUGUGAACUGCUUCCCCUGUUGAAGCUCUCUUGUUCCAAUGCUUAUGCCAACCAGUGUGUGCUGCUCUACUGGGGAGGGGCAUUAACUGUCCUGAUUCCUUCGCUAAUCGUUGUUUCCUAUGUCCGCAUUGUGGCCGCCAUUGUGAGAAUCCCAUCGGCGAGUGGAAAGUGGAAGACCUUCUCCACCUGUGGGUCCCAUCUCUCAGCGGUCUGCCUGUUCUAUGUGUCUGCUAUUGGAGUGUAUUUCAUUCCAUCUGCCGCUGAUUCGGCCACCAAGGACAGGAUUGCAGCAGUGAUGUACGCUGUGGUGACGCCCAUGCUGAACCCAUUCAUCUAUAGCCUGAGAAACAAAGACAUGAUGAGCGCCUUGAGAAGAUUCCUGAGCAGAUGUGCACUGUAA
Molecule: messenger RNA, 933 nt
Organism: Meriones unguiculatus (Mongolian gerbil)
Lineage: Eukaryota; Metazoa; Chordata; Mammalia; Rodentia; Muridae
Product: olfactory receptor 1361-like
Exons: 1
Coding region: 1-933 (310 amino acids)
Biological process (GO): G protein-coupled receptor signaling pathway
Cellular component (GO): membrane
Molecular function (GO): G protein-coupled receptor activity; olfactory receptor activity
Source: RefSeq, a predicted model, not a curated record